UUUCUGGACGAAAAUGCAGAUGGAGCCUCGUUUUACAACAGCAACAUCGGCGUCGGUGCUAUGCUCAACCCAAACAAGUCAGAAUUGAUUCUCGAUGUUCUGUGCUACAUCGACGCUUUCCAGCGGCCUCACUUCAGCCACAAAUGUCUUUAUGCCAGAGAUGACAAGUAA
Soboliphyme baturini is the source of this 171-nucleotide messenger RNA. NCBI's taxonomy places the organism in Eukaryota, Metazoa, Nematoda, Enoplea, Dioctophymatida, Soboliphymatidae. The record is from the annotation of a GenBank genome assembly.